Molecule: messenger RNA, 8636 nt
Organism: Girardinichthys multiradiatus
Lineage: Eukaryota; Metazoa; Chordata; Actinopteri; Cyprinodontiformes; Goodeidae
Gene: col5a1
Product: procollagen, type V, alpha 1
Exons: 66
Coding region: 398-6382 (1994 amino acids)
Molecular function (GO): extracellular matrix structural constituent
Source: RefSeq, a predicted model, not a curated record
GACAGCUCGGUCGGAGGGAUGUUAGACUUUUUUCCCCCCUCAGCUUUGGCCCCCUCUGACUUGACAGGACUCUGCGUGACGCGACUGAAACAAGGGGGCCACACUUGAGCUCGCAGACGCAGCGGUGCGGGACAGUUCAGAAGAGCAGAGAGGAGAGGAGCAGUGCGGGGAGAUAGACGGAGCUCACCCGUCAACCAGCUGGAGGAACCCACACUUACAAACCCCCUUAUGGCUGCUUAAGACAUACCGAUACACCCCCCCUCCCCCUUUUUCUCUCUUUCUCUGGGACUUCUUUGGGCUUCUACUUUUUUUUUGUCGUGACGAGAAGUUGUUGCAAGUCUAAUUAAGUUGCUCCUAGUUGAAGUGAAUCCACUUGCUGUGGACGGCGCAGGCGGUCAUGGAUACCCAUAUAAGAUGGAAAGAUAAACGGAGAAUAAGGGACGCCCAGAUCACUUUAGCGGUGAUUCUGCUUUUUGUCACGUCGCAUGCAAGUUCAGCGGAACCAGCAGACCUCUUGAAGAUUUUAGAUUUUCACAAUUUACCUGAGGGUGUUACAAAAACAACGGGUUUCUGCUCACAUAGGAGGUCGACACAAGGACCCGAUGUGGCGUACAGAGUAUCCAAAGAUGCCCAGCUUAGUGCACCCACCAAACAGCUUUACCCAGGUGAUGCAUUUCCAGAGGAUUUCUCCAUCCUGGCAACAGUAAAGCCCAAGAAGGGCAGCCAGUCCUUCCUGUUGUCCGUGUACAAUGAACAGGGCAUCCACCAGCUCGGACUGGAAGUGGGACGAUCCCCCGUUUUCCUCUACGAGGACCAAACAGGCAAGCCCAGUCCAGAGGACUACCCGCUCUUCAGAGGAAUCAACCUGGCUGACGGAAAGUGGCAUCGAGUGGCCAUCAGUGUGCACAAACAGACCAUCACCCUUAUUCUGGACUGUAAAAAGAAGACCACCCAGAAGCUGCUCCGAAGCCCCCACCCCAUCAUUGAUACCAAAGGAAUUAUAGUGUUUGGAACUAGAAUACUUGAUGAAGAAGUCUUCGAGGGAGACAUCCAGCAGCUAAUGAUUGUAGCAGACCACCGGGCUGCCUAUGACUACUGUGAGCACUACAGCCCCGACUGUGAAGUGCCAGUGCCCGACCGGCCGCAGAACCAGGACCCCAAUACAGACGAUGAUGUAGCGGAGGAGGACAACUACUACUACGAAUAUCCUUAUUAUGAUGACCUUGAAGGCAAGCCCUAUGAAUCAACUUCUGAAACAGAGACCACCAUAAAAGAAGUCAAGGCGACUGAAGGAGGCAGUGUGGUGUCCACAUUGGACAAAGUUGUCAGCGGUGGUGCUGGCUCCACGUCUGUUUCCACAAGCUCGGCUUCAUCAAGCUCAUCAUCUGGCAGCUCAGCCACCGGCACCGGAGGGGAAGACUCCUACGGCGACGGGAACACAGCUUACGAUUACGACGGUUAUGGGGACACCAACUACUACUACGGUGAGACUACCGCUGCACCCGACAGCGACACCUCUAGCCGCAUCACCGUCACCAGCAUUGGCACCGGGGGCAAGCUGGAUCUGGGAGCAGCAGGAAGGAUUGAUCUGGAAGGUGGGGCUGGAGUGGACAGGAAGGUGAUCACCAGAGGUGGAGGAUCUACAAUAGCAAUCACCCAAAAUGCAACAUCAAUUGGAGCAUCCUACAAUGACUACAGCGAUGGCUAUGAUUAUGGAGUCGACAACUACUACACAACUGGAGAUGGUGGAGGCAGCAGCAGCAGUACUGUUGUAGUUGGUGGUGGUGGUGGUGGAGAAGGAAGCAGCAGCAGUGGCACAGUUUUAGUCGGAGGUGGCGACAGCAGCAGCAGCAGUACUGUUGUAGUUGGUGGUGGUGGAGGCAGCAGUAGCAGCUCUACCAUCACCAUCAGCGGUGGGUCGACUGGAGGAGGAUCUGUGUCUGUCAGUGGUGCUUCUGUAUCCGGGGGGAGCUCGGCCUCCGCUGGCACUGGCACUGGCACUGGCACUGGCGCUGGCGCUGGCGGGGCCACUAAAACCGACCUGACCAUUGAUGGAGUUGAUGACUACACAGAUCUUGAAAAGUUCAAAGAGGAGGACAUCACCGACUAUGGAGACAACUAUGAUGCAUAUGGAGAUUACUCUGACAAAGUGCUGCCUGCUGAGACUGACGAGUAUUAUGGGCAGGUUGACGGAGCCCGUGGUGAGAAAGGACAGAAGGGAGAGCCUGCUGUUAUUGAGCCUGGUAUGCUAAUGGAGGGUCCGCCUGGGCCUGAGGGGCCAACGGGUCUCCCUGGACCCCCAGGAUCAUCCGGCCCACCGGGCAGUCCUGGAGAUCCUGGAGAGAUGGGUCCUCCGGGUCGCUCUGGUCUACCUGGUGCUGAUGGUCUGCCAGGACCCCCUGGAACUGUCCUGAUGCUGCCUUUCAGAUUAAGCGCUGGAGGGGACUCUGGCCAGAAGGGACCAGCUGUUUCAGCACAGGAGGCCCAGAUGCAAGCCAUCAUGCAGCAGGCUAGGCUGGCUAUGCGCGGCCCAACAGGUCCAAUGGGUUUGACUGGCAGAACUGGCCCUCUGGGUCCACCAGGUGCAUCAGGACUGAAGGGAGAAUCUGGAGAGGCAGGACCUCAGGGAUCACGUGGACCAGUGGGAUCAGCUGGACCCCCUGGAAAGCCUGGCAGAAGGGGUCGUUCUGGAGCAGAUGGUGCCAGAGGAAUGCCAGGACAGACUGGACCUAAGGGAGACAGAGGAUUUGACGGCCUAGCUGGACUUCCUGGUGAAAAAGGACACAGAGGAGAAUCAGGCCCCUCAGGACCUCCUGGUGCUCCUGGCGAAGAUGGAGAGAGGGGGGAUGAUGGAGAGAUCGGACCCAGGGGACUCCCUGGUGAACCAGGACCUCGUGGUUUGCUGGGACCAAAAGGACCUCAAGGACCUCCUGGACCACCUGGAGUUGCUGGAAUGGAUGGCCACCCUGGACCCAAAGGAAAUAUAGGACCUCAGGGAGAGCCAGGCCCCCCCGGACAGCAAGGCAACCCCGGUGCUCAGGGACUCCCAGGGCCGCAAGGAGCCAUUGGACCUCCAGGAGAGAAGGGUCCAACUGGAAAGCCCGGAUUGUCAGGGAUGCCGGGAGCUGAUGGCCCUCCGGGUCACCCAGGAAAAGAGGGUCCCAAUGGGGAGAAAGGACACUUGGGCCCUGCCGGACCUCAAGGCCCCAUUGGUUAUCCUGGGCCCCGAGGUGUAAAGGGAGCUGAUGGUGUCCGUGGCCUCAAGGGAACCAAGGGUGAAAAGGGGGAGGACGGCUUCACUGGCUUUAAGGGAGAUAUGGGCAUAAAGGGUGACAGGGGAGAACUUGGACCAGCAGGACCUAGAGGAGAAGACGGUCCGGAGGGGCCAAAGGGUCGCUCAGGGCUCCCUGGAGAUCCUGGUCCACUUGGCUCCACUGGUGAGAAGGGUAAACUUGGAGUUCCUGGAUUGCCAGGCUACCCAGGAAGACAAGGACCAAAGGGAUCUCAGGGCUUCCAAGGCUUCCCUGGCGCCAACGGAGAGAAGGGCUCUCGGGGAACAGGAGGAAAACCAGGCCCACGCGGACAGAGAGGACCAACGGGGCCGAGAGGAGAGAGAGGGGCGAGAGGACCGACGGGGAAAGCUGGACCAAAAGGUAACUCAGGAAAUGACGGCCCACCGGGACCUCCUGGUGAGAGGGGUUUGCCAGGGCCUCAGGGACCAACAGGUUUUCCAGGACCAAAGGGCCCUCCUGGACCCGCAGGGAAAGACGGACUGCCUGGACAUCCUGGACAGAGAGGAGAGACUGGAUUCCAAGGCAAGACAGGCCCUCCUGGUCCUCCAGGUGUGGUUGGACCUCAGGGGCCAACAGGUGAGACUGGGCCAAUGGGAGAUCGGGGUCAUCCUGGACCCCCAGGCCCACCUGGUGAACACGGUUUGCCUGGAGCUGCAGGAAAAGAAGGAGCCAAGGGUGACCCUGGUCCUGCGGGCCCAACGGGUAAGGAUGGUCCUCCUGGGCAAAGAGGUUUCCCUGGAGAGAGAGGUCUGCCAGGCCCUGUAGGGGCUCACGGUCUGAAAGGGAAUGAGGGUCCUCAAGGCCCACCUGGCCCUGCAGGUUCUCCUGGUGAGCGGGGUGCGGCUGGCCCAGCUGGACCUACAGGUCCACCUGGACGUUCUGGGCCACAAGGACCUCCAGGCCCUGCUGGAGAGAAAGGUGGACCGGGAGAAAAAGGACCUCAGGGACCAGCCGGAAGAGAUGGUAUUCAGGGACCCGUGGGUCUGCCAGGACCUGGAGGACCUCCAGGACCACCAGGAGAGGAUGGAGACAAGGGAGAACUUGGAGAACCAGGACAGAAAGGAAGUAAAGGUGACAAAGGAGAACAUGGUCCUCCAGGUCCUACGGGCCCUCAAGGCCCCGUUGGAGCACCAGGUCCUGCUGGUGCAGAUGGAGAGCCAGGUCCCAGAGGUCAGCAGGGAAUGUUUGGCCAGAAGGGAGAUGAAGGGUCAAGAGGUUUCCCAGGACCUCCAGGCCCAGUUGGGCUGCAGGGCUUGCCUGGUCCACCUGGUGAGAAAGGUGAAACUGGAGACGUGGGUCAAAUGGGUCCACCUGGUCCUCCUGGUCCCAGAGGUCCUUCAGGUCCCCCAGGAGCCGACGGUCCUCAGGGACCCCCUGGUGGUGUUGGAAACCCUGGUGCUGUUGGAGAAAAGGGCGAUGCUGGUGAGACGGGAGAGCCAGGACUUCAGGGAGAAUUGGGUCCACCAGGUCCAAGAGGAGAGCGUGGAGAGAAGGGAGAGGCAGGUCCCGCUGGUGCUGCAGGACCUCCUGGCCCUAAAGGUCCACCUGGAGAUGAUGGCCCUAAGGGCAGCCCUGGUCCUAGUGGCUUCCCUGGAGACCCUGGGCCCCCUGGAGAGCCCGGUCCAGCUGGUUUAGAUGGUCCAGCUGGUGAUAAGGGAGACGAUGGAGAGGCCGGUCAGGCUGGUUCACCAGGACCCACUGGAGAAUCUGGUCCUUCUGGACCACCCGGAAAGAGAGGGCCUCCUGGAGCAACAGGGCCUGAGGGAAGACAAGGAGAGAAAGGAGCAAAGGGAGAGCCUGGCAUUGAAGGUUCCCAAGGAAAAACCGGCCCUGUGGGCCCUCAAGGAUCACCUGGAAAGCCUGGUUCUGAAGGACUAAGGGGUAUCCCUGGAGCAGUUGGUGAGCAAGGACUGCCUGGUUCUCCAGGCCCAGAUGGACCUCCUGGACCUAUGGGCCCUCCUGGUUUACCUGGUUUGAAAGGAGAUUCCGGUGUUAAAGGAGAGAAAGGCCAUCCAGGUCUCAUUGGUCUGAUUGGACCCCCAGGUGAACAGGGAGAAAAGGGCGACAGAGGUCUUCCCGGCCCUUCAGGAGGUUCUGGUCCCAAAGGAGAUACUGGCAUUGCUGGUCCUACAGGUCCCCUUGGUCCUGUUGGACCUCCCGGCUUACCUGGUCCUCCAGGUCCCAAAGGAGCCAAAGGGUCGUCUGGUCAAACAGGUCCAAAAGGAGAGACUGGUACCCCUGGUCCUCCUGGCGCUCCUGGCCCUCCUGGCGACGUCAUCCACCCACUCCCCAUUCAUGCUCCCAUUAAGGGCAGAACACGUAGAAACAUCGAUGCCAGCCAGAUGGUGGACGAUGCCGCCAUGGAUGCAAACUACAAGGACUACGACGAUGGCAUGGAGGAGAUCUUCGGGUCGCUCAACUCGCUGAAGCUAGAGAUCGAGCAGAUGAAGCAUCCGCUGGGCACACAGAGCAACCCGGCUCGCACCUGCAAGGACCUGCAGCUGUGCCACCCUGACUUCCCUGAUGGCGAAUACUGGAUUGAUCCAAACCAGGGUUGUUCGCGGGACUCCUUUAAGGUCUACUGCAACUUCACAGCAGGUGGAGAGAGUUGUAUCUUCCCAGAUAAGAAGUCUGAAGGGAGCAAAAUGGCAAAAUGGCCCAAAGACUCGCCAGGCACUUGGUAUAGUCACUACAAGAGAGGUUCGCUGCUUUCCUACGUAGACGCCGAGGGCAACCCCAUUGGCGUGGUCCAGAUGACUUUCCUCCGGCUCCUGAGCGCCGCGGCCCGACAGAACAUGACGUACAACUGCUACCAAUCAGUGGCAUGGCACAGCCAGGAGCAAGACAACUACGACAAGGCCAUCCGCUUCCUGGGCUCCAAUGAUGAGGAGAUGUCGUAUGACAACAACCCCUACAUCCGCGCCCUGGUCGAUGGCUGUGCGCUGAAAAAGGGCUACGAAAAGACAGUACUUGAGAUCAACACACCGAAGGUGGAGCAAGUGCCUUUUGUGGACAUCAUGUUCAACGAUUUUGGUGGUUCCACACAGAAGUUCGGAUUUGAAGUAGGACCCGUCUGUUACAUCGGCUGAGACCUUUCACCAAGCAAAUGGAGGAAAAAAAGAAAAAAAAACCUACUUUUGUUUUCUCAGAAAGAAAAAAAAACAAUUGAACAAUUGAAAAAUAACAGGACUUUGCUAUUUGUAAAAAACUGUUUCCAUAAAGCAACACGAGUCAAAUAGAAUUAUGUCAGGAAUACCAUGAAAAUCUAACGGAAAAGAGAAAAUUACCUCUAAACCUCAGUGUGCCUUCUUUAUCACAUGCACGUUUUGAAACUGGAAUUCGCUUCCUUCCUCCUACACACACAGUCUUAGCCCUAUGUCAUCACAUUUGAUUUUGAUUCUUUGGUCUGAAACAGCAAAGGCAAUCCUGAGAGCUACAGCCGUUCCAGACAGAUGCAGCAUUUGCUGCGACACCAUCCUAUUCGACUUCGUUUUGAUCUUAUGCCCCCAACCCUCCCCCUUUCAUCUCCCUGCCUUUUGCCACUUCUCUGUUCUUAGUUUUGUUUUCUUGUUUGUUCAUAAUUGUCUUCCCAUUCUCUUUGGAAUGGACAUUAUAUAUUUAUAUACAUAUAAAUAUAUAUGAGUAAUUUUUUUAUGUUUGUAAGUACAUUCUGUAUAUUUUUCCUGGUAAUGUUUAUUGCUUCUGGCUUCAAAACAUGCAUGUGACUGUACUAAUUGUGAGGUAGUUGAACAAGUAACAUCUAAAUUCAUAGAAACACAUCCAAAAUAAGGAUAUUUCAUUUGUAAAUUGAAAAGAAAAAACAAAACAGAAUUGGGAGUUCUGUCUUUGUGGAGCACACUUUUAUUUUUUGUAAUUUAAGAACAGAUUGGAAAUAAAAAACAAAAAUAAUCUCUGUGAUAUAAAGUACAAUACGUUCCUCAUUUUGUACCCUCUGAACCCCCCACCUUGGUGGAAAUGUAAUUAAGUUAAUAAACUGCUUCUGUACUUUUUGCUGAAAUAUUCAUCUUACUGUGCAGUGGAAGGUAAUGAAAAUACAAAGAAACCAAACCCUAGGUGCUAUUUUCUCUCCUCUGUGGUGCUAUGUAUUUUUUCUAGUUUGUGUUGUUUGAAUAAAAGAAAAACUUGUGCCAAUACUCCCAUCGCUCGGCAGCCCCCCGCUGACUCGAUUCCCGAGACGGAUCUCUGCUGCAGCUGCUUCCCUCCGUUUUAAGGUUUCUGCAUACCAUUUGUCCGUAUUACCACCUGCUCAAUGGACCGCACAGAUGAGACGUGCCUGAUACCAGACUGUACCAAAUGUUGGAAAGAUGGGAGAAAAAGACCCCCCCUAACCCCCGUUUUGGUUUUAAAUGCAGAUCCCCUGCUCCACAUUGGGCUGGGGAAGUUAGCAAAGUGGACAUGUUGUGAUGGGUCAAAAGGGAUAUAUCGCACCCUAUCCAAAGGAUUUUCACUUAAAUAUUCUGCUUUAAGUGACUUGAAGUCAUUUUUGUAUGAGAAAUAACCUGAAAAGUCACCAAAUUAGCCUUUCUAGAAAAUGUUUCUCAUGCUCUGUUGGUUUUCCUCAUGUCUUAAUGCUUUUUGUUCAAACUAUGCACUCUCUAUGCUUAUGACCACUAGUAUCUACCACAGAAUUCUUACCGCUCUUUAUACAUAGGUUUGUUUUGUUUCUUUUUUUUUUUUUUUAUCUUUAUGUGACUUGAACCCUUUCUGUUAAGAUAACUCAAUAUGCUUGUAGAUCUUUGGCUCUAUUGUUCACGGUGUUGCAGCACACCUACAUUUAUCACUUUGCUCUCAAUGAACCGGAAAAAAAGCAAACAAAAAAAAAACCAAAAAACUUUUCAUUUUGUAAAUUUCCAGAACUGGCAUCAAUGCUGCCGUUGCUUUGUUUUAUUUUGUAGAUUUCCAUUUGUAUUGUCUGUUUUUGUUUCCACAGCCUUGUCAAAAAAAGAAAAAAACCCUGUGUUUAAGGGUGAAGAGGAUAGAGGAUCAUAUUGGUUUUUAUGUCAAUAAAUUCAAGUUUACUGUGGCCAUCCACUCCUGUAUCUCUUUUGAAGCAUUAAAACCUAUCUGUAUGCAUGAAACUGUAAAGUUGUUUUCCUCGUGUUACAAGUUUGUUUGAGCCACAUGAUCUCCACUCGGCGCUCCGUUUCGUCAGGAUACAACCGUUUUGUGGUGCCACGGAUGGGACGAGAAAGGUCAUGUCCAAGUGUGUGAAGUGGAGGAAAACAUAAUGAUGAACUUGUAACUCUUACCAAAGCCAAUGUCCAUAUGUAGUAUAUUUAUUGUAAUAUUUAAAAUAAAAAAUAAAUGAUUAAUGAUACCAUA